CUGUUAAAUAACUUGUCUCAUUCUACAAACAAUAUACUUAUGUUUUCAUUUUCUGGAAUUGAUGAAUACGUUAAUGGGUCACCGUUUCCACAGUGUUAAACAUUCAUUCUUUCUGCUUGUUUGUUUCUUAUGGAUCAAUCACAUGAGACUUGAGGCCAAGCUCUUGCCUCCUGAAGAAGUUCAAACUCUUGAAGCAAUAGCAAUGAAGCUAAAAAUUAAACACUGGGACGUUAAAAGGAGUUCCUGCAGUGGCGGUGGAGGUCUGAGUGUGGUGUUUGACAUCCCUCAGCCAGUUAGCAAUGUGACUUGCGAUUGCACGUUCAGCAACAAUUCAGUUUGCCAUGUCACCCAUAUCCAGCUGAAGCGCCUCAACUUGACAGGAGAACUACCUUCCGAAUUUUCAAAACUUGUCUUUCUGCAGGAAUUGGAGUUGGCUCAAAACUAUAUACAUGGAACUAUCCCCAUUUCUUUUGGUCACCUUCCUUUGAUAACUCUAAGCCUUGUGGAUAACCGUAUUAGUGGUUCGAUACCAAGGGAAAUAGCUAACAUAUCAACACUUGAAGAGCUGAUCUUGGAAGAUAAUCAGCUAGGAGGAACUCUACCGACAGAGCUUGGAAGUUUGAGGAACUUGAGAAGACUCCUGCUUUCUUCUAAUAACUUCACUGGAAACAUACCGGAGUCAUUUCAUACUCUAAAGAAUCUAUCAGACUUUAGGAUAGAUGGGAGUAGAUUGUCUGGAAAGAUACCUGAUUUUAUCGGGAACUGGACUAAAUUAACGAUAUUGAAUCUGCAAGGUACAUCUAUGACAGGUCCUAUUCCUUCAAGUAUCUCCUUUUUAAAAAACCUACAGGAGUUGAGGAUAUCUGAUUUGAGUGUAUCUGUUUCAAGUUUCCCAGAUUUGCGGUAUAUGACCAAUAUGACAUACUUCAGGAUACUCCGGAGAUGCUUGAUUAAGGAUUCAAUUCCAGAAUACAUUGCUGUGAUGAGAAGUUUAAAUACACUAGAUUUGAGUUUUAACAGGCUAUCUGGACACAUCCCAGAUUCAAUUCAGCCGUUGGAGUCCAGUCUAAACUUUUUGUAUCUGAAUAACAACUUACUAAAUGGGGUGAUACCAAGCUGGAUAUCUGACAGCACAAGAAAUUUUGAUGUAUCUUACAACAAUUUUACUGUGCCAACAAGUGAAGAUAGAUGCCAGAAAUCUAGAGUGAACUUGGUUGCUAGCCAAUUAUCUUCAACCAGCAAUGCAACUUUGUGGUGCUUGAAGGAAGACCUCCCUUGCCCCGGGAAUACCAAAUAUUAUUCACUGUUUAUUAAUUGUGGAGGUCCCAAAAUAGAGGCCGGGGGCAAGGAGUAUAAAGAGGACUUGGUAACGGAAGGAGCAUCUUAUUUUUAUUAUCCUACAGAUCGAUGGGCUUAUAGCAGUACAGGUGUUUUCAUGUAUAAUGACAGAUCCAACUAUGUUGCUAGUAAUACCAAUGUGACUGGAGAAAAAUACUAUCAAACAGCUCGCCUAUCCCCUUCUUCACUCAAGUACUAUGGUCUUUGCUUGCGAAAGGGUGCCUAUAAAGUCCGUCUCCACUUUGCCGAAAUACAGUUUUCUAAUGAUGCAACCUUUAACAGUAUUGGAAAGCGCAUUUUUGAUAUAUCUAUCCAAGGAAAUGUUGUUUGGAAAGACUUUAACAUUGCAGAGAGAUCUGGAGGAUUUGGAAAGGGAAUCACCUUGGAGCACGAUGUCAAUGUUUCUGGUAGCACUUUAGAGAUUCACUUGUACUGGGCUGGAAAGGGGACUACUGCAGUUCCUGAUAGAGGUGUAUAUGGGCCUCUUAUAUCAGCAAUUUCAGUAACGCCAAAAUUUAAUUUCAAAACCAGAGGACUAUCAACACAAGCUAUUGCUGGCAUUGUGGUUAUUUCACUUUUGAGCCUUGCCUUGAUAUUAGUUGUACUCUGGAUCAGUGGUUUGCUAGGAAAGACAGACGUUUUAGACAAAGAACUGCGUGGAGCAAUUGAACAACAGACAGAUUAUUUUAGUUUGAGACACAUCAGAGCUGCAACUAAUAACUUUGACCGCGCAAAUAUGAUUGGUGAAGGAGGAUUUGGACCAGUUUACAAGGGUGUACUACCAGAUGGUCUAGAGAUUGCUGUUAAACAGCUCUCCUCUACAUCUAGGCAGGGAAACCGAGAAUUUAUCAAUGAGAUAGGCCUGAUAUCUGCUUUACAACACCCGAAUCUCGUGAAGCUUUAUGGAUGUUGUAUUGAAGGAAAUCAGUUGUUGCUAAUAUAUGAGUACUUGGAAAACAAUAGUCUUGCUCGAGCCCUUUUUGGUCGUGAAGGACACCAAUUAAACCUCACCUGGAUGACGAGAAAGAAGAUCAUAUUGGGUAUAGCAAGAGGCUUGUCUCAUCUUCAUGAGGAAUCAAGGUUAAAAAUAGUUCAUAGAGACAUAAAGGCUACCAAUGUAUUGCUUGAUAAAGAUCUUAACGCAAAGAUCUCAGACUUUGGUUUGGCCAAGCUUAAUGAAGAAGAGAACACUCAUAUCAGCACAAGAGUUGCAGGAACAGCUGGGUAUAUAGCUCCAGAAUAUGCAAUGCGGGGACAUUUGACUGACAAAGCAGAUGUGUACAGCUUUGGGAUUGUAGCGCUAGAGAUUGUUAGUGGGAGAAGCAACACAGGUUACAUGCCACAAGAGAAUUUUGAACACCUUAUUGACUGGGCCUACAUCCUUCAAGAACAGGGAAAUCUUCUGGAAAUUGUAGACCCGAUUGUUGGCACAGAUUACUCCAAAAAAGAGGCGAAAAGUAUGUUAAAUAUAGCUCUGCUAUGCUGUAAUUCAUCUCCUACCCUUAGGCCAUCAAUGUCUGCCGUUGUAACUAUGUUGGAAGGAAAGAAGAAAGUUAAAACACCCUGCACUACCACGCACACCACAACAAAUGACAAUGUGAAGCUUAAAGUCUUUACAAAGCCUUCACACCGCGACAGUCGAACACAAUCCUCUCCGGAAAGUCUGGGAGCAAGGAGCACAGCAUCAACGGACGAGUCAUGGCACGUUGAUUCAUCAAUAUUAAUUCCAAGUAAGGAUGGCAGCAAACUCCUUGACGAUCUGUAUGAUUUAAAUUUAGAAUAAUUACCAUGUGAUCUAAAUUGCUGAUUGUACAAUGUACCUGCUGUUGUUUGCAUUGAGACCUUAAGCUCUUCUGAACUCCAGUCUUGUAACUCGUUUAUUCUUUGUGCAUUUUCUUGUGGUGUAAUGAGGAUAAUUAUCCUCGGAAGACCAUGAAAACACGAUAUUACUAUACUAUUACGGAAAUUGUCAUGGUUUUUAAUAUAAAGUUACAGAUUUGUCACUAAA
Messenger RNA from Daucus carota subsp. sativus, 3346 nucleotides. Its product is annotated as probable LRR receptor-like serine/threonine-protein kinase At1g53440. Gene Ontology annotation, biological process: protein phosphorylation. The record is from RefSeq and is a predicted model, not a curated record. The transcript has 24 exons. Gene Ontology annotation, molecular function: ATP binding; protein binding; protein kinase activity. The coding region runs from base 62 to 3121 and encodes 1019 amino acids. Lineage: Eukaryota; Viridiplantae; Streptophyta; Magnoliopsida; Apiales; Apiaceae.